GAACCUCCGCAGCCCUGUAGGUUUGGAAGGCUUAAAUCCAAGUUUGGAAAGGCUUUUUCCAUUCCAAAUGAUUUGCUGGCUUAAGCGCUUAAUUAGGAUGGCUUUUGAACAAGUUGGAUUAAACAUGGAAUCAGUGCUUUGGUCAAGCAAGCCUUAUGGUUCAUCUCGAAGUAUUGUAAGAAAAAUUGGUACUAACCUCUCUCUUAUACAGUGUCCAAGAGUUCAGUUUCAGCUUACUUCUCAUGCCACAGAAGGAAACCAUCCUAAUCAAAUUAGAGAAGAUGCAGUUGCCUCCUUUGCGGAUGUGGGAUGGGUUGCUCAAGAAGAAGGUGAAGUCUCUACAAGGCUCAGGUCAGAAGUUUGGUCAAAACCAGCCCAGCCUCUUUCAGGUGGACUACAUCAUUCUGGAAAGUCCCCAUGCAGACAGAUGUCCUUACAAAACCCGCUGGAAGAAGAACCAGUGUCCAGAAGCGUAGUGACCGCAAAUGAAGAAGCUCUGCAGAAGAUUAGCGCUCUAGAAAAUGAACUAGCCACUUUAAGAGCACAAAUCGCCAAAAUUGUAAUCUUGCAAGAACAACAGAACCUGACAGCAGCUGGGUCAAGUUCAGUUGCUUCAGCUGCUGUCCCUGUUGCACCUCCACCACUGCCACCUCCUCCUCCGCCACCACUCCCUCCUCCCCCGGGUCUACAGCAGAGUAUGUCUGCCAUUGAGCUCAUUAAAGAAAGGAAAAACAAAAAAACAAACUCUGGACAGAAUCUGACAGAAAACGGGCCAAAGAAGUCUGAAAUACCAAACAUGCUAGAAAUCCUCAAAGACAUGAACAGCGUGAAACUGCGCUCAGUGAAAAGAUCAUCAGAAGGUGCAAAAUCUAAAGUGGCUGACCCUACAGAUCCUGCCGCAUUAAUAGCGGAGGCGCUUAAAAAGAAAUUUGCUUAUCGAUACCGAAAUGAUAGCCAAAGUGAAACAGAAAAAGUGAUUCCAAAGACUGAAACAAAGACAAAGACUGAGGUAGUGCUGUUUGGACCACACAUGCUGAAGUCUACAGGAAAAAUGAAGACUUUAAUUGAAAAAUCUUAAUACAUUAAGAUCACUACGCAAAGGACUGUUAAGCUGUUUUGUCUGAAAUUUUUUAUGUUGCAAAUAGCACUAGUACUGACUGGUCUUACAACACAGGAAAACCUAAUGUGAAAUGUAGAAUUGAGGCACUAAACAUGUUUGUAUGUGAUUUAUCAAGGGGAAUAAAUUUGACCGUUAUACUCAGGUAUUAAUUCUGUAUUCAAACCUGGCUUUCUACUCAGACUUCUGUGGUGGUUUUAGUUUAUUAACACUAAGUUAUAAAUACAACAAUCUUUGUGCAUAACUGACCACCUUAAAAAUUUGUGUACAUGUUAAUAAUGAUAGUGAUACACCCUUAAGUUAAUAUUGGUUAUUUGAGCUCUAACUGUAACUUGCACUACAACAUUUAGUUUGAUACUGAAA
This is a messenger RNA of Nipponia nippon (crested ibis), 1480 nucleotides long. The record is from RefSeq and is a predicted model, not a curated record. Lineage: Eukaryota; Metazoa; Chordata; Aves; Pelecaniformes; Threskiornithidae.